Molecule: messenger RNA, 2145 nt
Organism: Hemisphaericaspora subhashii
Lineage: Eukaryota; Fungi; Ascomycota; Pichiomycetes; Serinales; Debaryomycetaceae
Gene: SUV3
Product: ATP-dependent RNA helicase
Exons: 1
Coding region: 1-2145 (714 amino acids)
Biological process (GO): RNA catabolic process; mitochondrial RNA 3'-end processing
Cellular component (GO): mitochondrial degradosome
Molecular function (GO): ATP binding; RNA helicase activity; hydrolase activity, acting on acid anhydrides
Source: RefSeq, a predicted model, not a curated record
AUGAGUGCAAGAAUACUCCUUCGUUCAACCAGUGGCCCAGUUGUGCUGAGAAUACGGGCGUUAUGGCAUGCUACUCCAAUCAAUGCAAGUAUCCAACGAAGCCCAGCGGGCAUCCAUCGAUGUCAUUUUGCAACAGCUACACGAGUCCCGCCUUCUGAACAAGGAAAUAUUUCCAGUAAGGCCAUUCAAGAUGAGAAAUUUCAUCAACUUAAGCAGGUAGUGGAAACACCUCUUUUAAGGCUUCAAGACCAACUCAAGUCAAACACAGUCACGUAUCCAUUGAAUUUGAUAAAUGAAGAAUCGGAUUCUUUCAAACAUUCUUUGAUGAUAAAAUUUAGAGAGAAUAUCAAUCGUCAACUCGAGAGCUUCACAUAUGAUAAAUCCAAAAUGACACCCAUUUCACGGAUUACUUUGGUAGAUUUCAUAAAUCCUAAAAUCGAACAUAUUACUCAAUUAAUAUAUUUGAUUAAUGCUGGUAAAUAUCCUAAAAACUUUUUGGAAUUUAAUAAAUUAGAAACUAAACAAGAUUUAUUAUUACAAAUUUUUGGCCAAUUAUUGUAUCAGGAAUAUUAUGUUCAAAAGAUUGAAACAACUCCUUUUGAGGAAAAGGAAAUUGAUUUUUCAAAUCCUGCCCAAUGGUUUCCAUUAGCAAGAAAAAUGAAGCGAAAACUUAUCAUGCACGUUGGUCCCACCAAUAGUGGUAAGACCCAUCAUUCACUUCUUAAGUUAUCUCAAGCAAAAACUGGUUAUUAUGCUGGGCCAUUAAGAUUAUUAGGACGUGAAAUCUUUGAAAGAUUCAACAAACAAGGGAUUGCAUGUAAUUUAGUUACUGGGGAAGAAGUGAUUCCUAGACUUGAUCGCCAUGGGAAAAUUAGUGGACUUACUUCUGGAACAAUCGAAAUGAUUCCACUCCAUAAGAAGAUGGACCUUUGUGUGAUUGACGAAAUUCAGAUGAUUGGAAAUGACGACAGAGGAGCUGCAUGGACAAAUGCAGUGCUUGGUGUGUUAGCUGAUGAAAUUCAUCUAUGUGGAGAAGAAAGCGCUAUUCCGAUAAUUAAACACUUAGUUAAAUUAACCGGCGACGAGCUUCAUAUAAAGCGGUUUGAAAGAUUAGGAAAGUUAACUGUGGAAGAUGAGCAUGCUACUCUUGACAGUUUAAAGAAAGGUGAUUGUGUUGUCGCUUUUUCUAGAAGAAAACUUUUAGACCUUAAGCAAAUGAUUGAGAGGACUACAAAUUUCAAGGUUUCAAUUAUCUAUGGGGCAUUACCACCCCAAAUUAGAUCUCAACAAGCUGAAUUAUUCAAUAAUGGUUCGCAUGAUAUUUUGGUGGCAACAGAUGCAGUAGGAAUGGGAUUAAAUCUUAAAAUCAAAAGAAUUGUGUUUUCUAACAUUGUCAAAUUUGGUUCUAGAUUAACAAACUCAGAAGCCAGGCAAAUUGGAGGACGUGCGGGUAGGUACUCGGCUAAAGAAGCAUUCCCGGAAGGGUUUGUUACCGCACUCGAUUCAAAGGAUCUAGCGUUUAUAAAGAAAUGUUUUGAGGCAGGUCCAGGUAAAAUACAAAAGGCUGGUAUAUGGCCGCCUGCUCAUAUUUGGCAGUACUAUAUGGUCAAUACGAAUCCCGAAUUGCUGAUCACAGCUAGCUUGAAAGAGUUUACAAAGAAAAUUCCGAAAUUAGAUCACUUUUUCAUCUGUGAUGGUAGUAUGAUUGAGAACGCCCGUCUUUUGAAAGACGAUUUACUUGCGAAAAUGUCGAUUCAUGACCAGUACACAUUGUCGAGAAUUCCGCUUCGAAAAGACGACGAAGCUGAGGAUGUUCGAGAAUUCAUUGACGCCAUAGCUUCAGCAAAAACCAAAACCGUCUUUGACUUUUCAUUUUUGGAUCUCAAGGUUCUCUCGCAAAUUAGUAUAAGAAGCACCAGCAUUGAUCAGAUCCUGGCAACAUUGGAAAAACUAGAGUCUAUGCACAGUCUAGUAAUUACGCUCAAAUGGCUUGCACAUAGGUUUCCAGAUAUUUUCGUAGACAGAGAAAGUCUUCAUGACAUCAAGCUGUUGAUCGAGAAACGAAUUGCUGAGGAAUUAGAUACCACGAGUAGAUGGAACAAGCUCGGAUGGACCAAUUUUAGAAGGGGCCAAAAAACUGUAUAA